CUACGUCGGCGCGAGAUGCCGGAACUCACGUGGUACGUUCAGAUCGGGUCCCAGCUUCGCGCGUGCCACCGCGUUCCACGAUGACAGGCUUUCCACGCUCCGGUCACCCUUAGGCAUGCGCGACAGACAUUCGGAUCAACUAAGAAUACAAACUGAAGCCCUACGACUUGUCACCGGUUUGCACUCUCACCGAGGCUCGGACUGCUUGCGGACCGGUCUCCUUCGUUCUGCUUCUCCCCACUCCGAAAGUUUAAGGGCGGCGUCAGCUUACUGUUGGCAGGUCCCUGGGCAAACAGUGUGUGAGAUGGGACGGACGUCAAAGGACAAGCGGGAUGUCUACUACCGCCUAGCCAAGGAGAAUGGCUGGCGUGCCCGCAGUGCCUUCAAGCUGCUACAACUUGACGAGGAAUUCCAGCUCUUCCAAGGUGUGACACGGGCAGUUGACCUGUGUGCGGCCCCGGGCAGCUGGAGCCAGGUGCUGAGCCAGAAGAUUGGGGGCCAGGGGUCCGGCCACGUGGUGGCCGUGGACCUUCAGGCUAUGGCUCCACUACCAGGUGUGUUACAGAUCCAGGGGGAUAUCACCCAGCUGUCCACUGCCAAGGAGAUCAUCCAGCACUUUGAGGGCUGCCCCGCGGACCUAGUGGUGUGCGACGGGGCUCCUGAUGUAACCGGCCUCCAUGAUGUUGAUGAGUAUAUGCAGGCCCAGCUCCUCCUAGCCGCUCUGAACAUUGCUACACAUGUCUUGAAGCCAGGGGGCUGCUUUGUGGCCAAGAUCUUCCGAGGCCGGGAUGUGACACUGAUCUACAGUCAGCUGCGUGUCUUCUUCUCCACUGUGCUCUGUGCCAAGCCCAAGAGCAGCCGGAACUCCAGCAUUGAGGCCUUUGCUGUCUGUAAGGGUUAUGACCCCCCUGAGGGCUUCCUGCCGGACCUGACCAAACCCCUGCUGGACCACUCUUACGAUUUCAACCAAUUAGAUGGUCCCACCCGCAUCAUUGUACCAUUUGUGACCUGUGGGGACCUGAGCGCCUAUGAUUCGGACCGCAGUUACCCUCUGGAUCUAGAGGAUGGCUCAGAAUACAAGUAUACUCCGCCCACGCAGCCCCCCAUCUCACCACCAUACCAGGAGGCCUGCACCUUGAAGAAGAAGGGGCGGCUGGCCAAGGAGAUCCGCCCCCAGGACUGCCCCAUCAGCACAGUGGACACGUUGCCCCAGUCCCUGGCCACCCCACAGCGCCACACCCUGCUGGCCUCUGAGGUGGAAGACAGUGAAAUGAACUGUUCGCCUUAAGGUGUUAAGUUAGCUGGCAAUCUGAUAAGGACUCGGAAGCUGUUUGCUGUCAGGAAAACCAGAACUUGAGUUGAUGAACUUGUUUUCAAAUAUCUCAUCAACCGGUCCUGAACAUACAAGCUCCGAGUGGGAACCUGCAGCAACCACCAGGAACACAGCGAGGAAAGAAACAUCACGGAAUGUCCGUCUGCACUGCAGAGGGGAUUCUUGAGUGGGGUCUUGCCUCUUCUCUAAAUCUUUCCAGCCGUGUCCUGAUCAUGUCCAGAAUUUACCCUGAGAGUGGGGGUUCUUAACCUGGGUAGAAGUCAGCGUUAUGUGUGGAUUUGAUGGAGGGAAAUAUUACAUCUUUAUUUUCACUAAUAUAACUGAAAUUUUAGCUAUACUCCUGGAUCUGAACGCUGGCAUCAAAUCACAAUAAGUAAAAGCAGUGCCUGCAACUUCCACCAAUACAGAUCACAGUUACUUUUUUAUGUUAUGUUAUAGUCAUUGCAGGCAUCUUAAAAUAUUGUUCACAUUGGUCACUACUUUGAAUAAGAUCUUAAAAUUUGAUGUAUUAAUAAAAAAA
Molecule: messenger RNA, 1853 nt
Organism: Kogia breviceps (pygmy sperm whale)
Lineage: Eukaryota; Metazoa; Chordata; Mammalia; Artiodactyla; Physeteridae
Source: RefSeq, a predicted model, not a curated record